Messenger RNA from Trichoderma virens Gv29-8, 726 nucleotides. RefSeq lists its product as uncharacterized. The transcript has a single exon. NCBI's taxonomy places the organism in Eukaryota, Fungi, Ascomycota, Sordariomycetes, Hypocreales, Hypocreaceae. Gene Ontology annotation, molecular function: carbon-sulfur lyase activity. Bases 1 to 726 code for a protein of 241 amino acids. The record is from RefSeq and is a predicted model, not a curated record.
AUGCCGCACUACGCAGACCGAAAGGACCUCUUCCCCAUGCAAGGCGGCUGUCCCUGCGGCCACAUCCGCUACCAAGUUAACCUCCCUCCCCUCAUCGUCCAAACUUGCCACUGCACGCUCUGCCAGCGCCAGGUGGGCAGCGCCUUUGCCAUCAACGCCAUCAUCGAAUCCUCCGCCAUCACCCUCCUCCCACCGGCGCCUCUCACCACUCCGCUCUGCAAAGCCGACGCGCAAGCAUCGUCUCCGUCUUCCCCAGCCUCGGUCAAAGUAUGCGGCGUCCUCCCCGCCUUUGCAGACUUCACCAACGCAGCAACCACAGCAACUGUAUCCCAAACCGCUACUUCUACUUCCGCUACACCAAACAACCCCAUCCUAGUGACAAUCCCAACCCAAUCAAAAGUCGGCCAAACCGUCGCCCAAUGCCCCCAAUGCCGCGGCAGCUUGUGGAACUACUACGCUGACGGCGGCCUCUUCAUGACCUACCUCAUCGCCAGUACCCUCGACCUCCCCUGGGAGCUCGAGCCCGACGUGCACAUCUUCACCCGCAGUCGCAGGGAUUUCGUCACCAUCAACGACGGCAAGCCCCAGUUCGAGGGCCAGUACCCCGACAGGUCCGUCUUCUUCAGGCCUGACUCAAAGGCCAGGGUCGAUGCCCUCUUGGAAAAGCAAGCCGCGUGGAGGAAGCAGCUCAAGGCCGCUUACAAAGCCCAAUUUGCCAAGAUUUAG